CCUUGUGAAACACAUCAACUUAUGAUUCCGAAGAACUCUUCUGGCUAAGCAAGGAUAGAUUGAAGAAACAAUGGUUAUACGGAGGGCGGCCGGUUCGCUGAUAAUCUCCGCAUUUUGGCUGCUUUCACUCUACUCCAGGUCACACUUUGCUGAUGGGCACAUAGACGAUGCUUUCUACCUCACACGCCCAGAAAGAGUGGAUGGCAGAAGGGAAAAGAGAGAUCUUUCGACCUUUGAAAAGGGAGGUCACGUGGAUACUGCCUCUUAUCGCUUGACUGCUUUUGACAAGGACUGGACCCUGGAUGUAAAACGAAAUAAGGAACUUAUUUCUCCAUCUUUUGCUGUUCGUACAUUUGCAAAUGAUGGGUCGGAAAUUAUUCAAGAGGGCGUAGCUGAUCAUUGUCAUUAUCAGGGCUCCAUCUGGGGUUUAAAGGAUUCUUAUGUUGUCCUUAACACUUGUUCCGGACUGAGAGGAAUAAUAGAUGAUGGCCGUGAGACAUUUUACAUCAAACCUGAGAUUGGAAAAGAAGAGCAUGGAAUUCACAGAGUUAGCAAAGCCAAAGAAGACGAAUUUAAAGACAUUGUCGAUAAGUGCGGAAACAAGGAAACACAGGCAGACUCUCGUUCUACGAACGAAAAUUUAGGCCCCUUCUCACGGAUAAGACGAAGCAUAUCGGGUGACAUCGAUGAAUUCUACAAACCAUUUCUGACAACAGAUGAGACACGAUACAAUGAGCUCGCGAUUUGUGUGGAUUUUGAAAUGUACAACAAUCAUAACAAUGAUACCAAAGCUAUCACAGACCGAGUUAUUACUUUAGUAAAUGCUGUUGAUGCGAUUUAUCAGCGAAUAAAUAUCAGAAUAGUCUUAAAGGCGUUGGAAAUCUGGACGAAUGGUGAUCCUUAUAAGCGAGGGAAUGACCGAGACCCAGAGUUAGUUAAUUUCAGGAAUUAUCGCAACGAGAAAUUGGUGAAAAAAAUUCCUCACGACAAUGCACAAUUACUAAGUAACAGAGGUUGGAAGGGAGGAACUGUUGGUUAUGCAUGGGUCAACUCAAUGUGUGGAGGAAAUUCAAAUGGAAUAAAUUACUGGUCUUACAGCAGUAUCAUUGGUCCUUAUGUGACUGUUGCCCAUGAAAUGGGUCAUAACUUUGGAUUCGCUCAUGACACAGGGACCUGCAAGUGCUUAACUCCGCGAGGCUGUAUCAUGGGAGGUCACAAGACCAGACUUCCAGGAUUUUCAAAUUGCAGUUUAACGUCGCUGCAAAGGGUUAACGAUGCUUGCUUGUACAACGUGCCAACUUACAAGGCUGUCAACGGUUACUGUGGAAACGGCAUACGCGAAGAAGGAGAGGAAUGUGACUGCGGUACUCCAGCGAUGUGUGAGGCCCGUGAUCCUUGCUGUGAACCCCACAAUUGUGUUCUCAAAGAGGAGUCACAGUGCAGUGACCUACAUCAUUCUUGCUGCAAAAACUGCCUGUUUAAGAAACAAGGAAAAUUAUGUCGCGCAGUCCAAUCAGAUUGUGACGUUCCAGAGUACUGCACUGGUGAUUCAAGAGACUGUCCAGAGGAUUCUUACAUCAUCGAUGGAUAUCCUUGCGACCAGACUAAAACAGUAAUUCAGGGAAACACCAACUUCUACAGUAUUAAGACAAGAGACUUGAACCCAAAAGUCAUUGCUCGAUAUCUUCGUAUCAAUCCUCAAUACUGGAAAGGCUGGCCUUGUCUGAGAACUGAUUUCAUGGGAUGUUCUAAAGAUGAAGCAAGUCCAACAGAGCCGACACCACUGAGGUCUUAUUACUUAAACCUUUGCCUCACUCCGAGAAGCAAGGAUUGCACACCAGAUGACAACGAUCUCUUAGAACAUGCAUCAGGUGAUCUUUGCUUAGAAAGUCAUUUUCAAUUUACCCUUGGAGCAGACGGGGUGUUGCGCCACACUUGCAGUGGGAAAAUGGUUUGUCCUGAAAAUGGCGGUACACGUAAUGGUGUUAGGAUUGUUGUCAGUAGUACCUGUACACUUGAAGACUCCAAAUUUGAAAGAACUUCAGGGCGAUCUCUUAAGCACGUUAAGUCUGGAAAAUGCCUGCACACUUCUGGUGGGUGGCCUGGAGCGGGUAGAUACAUGGUGUUAUAUUUUGGAUGCGACGAGGGAAGGCUCGAACUGUGGUUUGGAAAACAAGAUUGUGUAGAGCCACUCGGAAUGCAGAACGGAGAGAUCAAAGACAGCCAGAUCACUGCUUCCUCCGCCGGAAAGAAUGAACCUGCUUAUAAUGCAAGGCUCAAUUUAGGGGGAAAAAGUUGGUGUGCUGCAGAGAAGAGUAAAAGCGAGUAUUUACAAGUUGAUCUUGGAGAGAUCAAAACUGUCAGCAAAGUCCUCAUACAGGGAAAAGGGACCUGGAGGCACUGGGUGACUGGCUUCUUCUUACACUACAGUGAUGAUGGUCAGCGGUGGGCAAGUUAUUCUGAGAGUGGGGACAAACAGCACUCUAAUUCCCACUGUUAUCUUGGCAAGUGCAGCGAAAUUCUUGAAACUCAGUGCAAGGACUUAUGGGGAGCUACCGCCCAAAGCGCUGAUCAAGGAUGCUACGAAAAACUGAACACUGAGGCCGCUGGAUACGGUACAUGUGAUCCAGCAACCAAUUCAUCAUGCGCUGCAAGUGACGUCUUAUGCGGCCAACUACAGUGUGAGGACAGCAAAACCAAACCAGUUGUUGACUAUGGAGGGUCAUAUACCAAAAUACGUUUGGAUGACGGGAAUAAAUGCAGUGCUGCAGUCUUGAAGUUAGAUGACGAAAUCGGUCAAGGAAUGGUUAGGGAAGGAACAAAAUGUGGAAUCAAUAAGAUGUGCAUCGAUUACAAGUGCCAGUCAUUUGAUGAUCUCGGUAUCAGUGUCAGCUGUCCGUCGGUCAACAACGAGGAGUGCGCAGGAAGAGGGAUCUGUACUAACAAAAAGGAAUGCCAUUGUGAGGGAGGAUUUGAUCACAGAGACAGUUGUAACUCAGAACUUAUACCUCGUGAUGGAGCCUGGGGUGACUGGUCCUCAUGGACUGAGUGUGAUAAGGGCUGUGAUGGUGGAAAGAGAAGAAGACAUCGGUUCUGCAACAAUCCCUUUCCCCUACAUGGAGGAGCUGACUGCCCAGGAGAACGACACGAAAAGGAGGGCUGCAACACAGAGAGUUGUCCUGUGGUAAUUUCAUGCCAUCACUUACAGCAAGUUGGGAAAGAACAGAAUCAUGACUAUCCUGAUGGUGUCUACAAGAUUUACCCCGCAGGCCCUCAGCCAAUCAUGGCAUACUGUGAUAUGUCACGUGAUGGUGGGGGAUGGACACUAUUGGUCACUAGUCACACCAACGGCUGGACGGCAGAAAAUGUGAGGUUAAAAAACUCGAACUCUCCAAAGCUUACUAAUGAUUAUUCCAUCCUGCAGUAUGCAGACAGUAUUAAGGAUAACAUCAACGUGGCUGGAUCCAAGUUUGAGUAUCGACUAGAGGCGCAAAGUCCAGACCGUUGGGGAGGUGUAUGGAAGGCUCCAAGAGGUUACACUUUCACCGCUGAGGACAACAAACAAACAAGAGUUGAGCUUCUCAAGAAAUUUGACAAUUGGAAAUAUGCAAACAGUGGUAUUGAACGAAGAAUGCCAUGGAUUUCCGGAGCAAGGUUAACAACCUCAGAAGAUGCUUUUUACAAAUGGGAAGGAACAAUAACAGGUGAUGAUAAAGGUUAUCAUCCCGCUCCUUGGAUCAAAGGUCACCUAAUGGAGCAUCAGCCAUCAUAUAUCUGGUACUGGAUGAGAGAAGGACCUUACAAAGUUCCUAGUUCUUGCAAAGAAGUAUACUUCAGGGGGCUUUUGUCAAAGUCAGUGUCAGAUGGCGUAUUCUCAAUCAAACCUCCUGGACAGCAUAAAGUCAAAACGCUCUGUGAUUUCACAAGCGAAGGAGGACCCUGGACACUACUUGUGACAAGUAAGAACCACCGGGGGUGGGACGAAGACAACAUCAAAGAAAGAAACUCAGACAAACCUUCCUUACAAGACGACUAUUCCAUACUGGGGCUUGCAGACGCCAUAAAGGACUCUGACAAAGCUCAGGAAUUAUUUCAAUACAGAAUUGAGGCCGAUGACAAAAGCAGCUGGGGAGGGAUAUGGGAAGCACCACGUGACUACACAUUCCUAGCUACCAGCGACGAACAAACCAACGUGAGAAUUGUAAAGAAGUUUGACUCUUGGGAUGAGAAGAGCAACUUAGGAAAGCGCAUGCCCAGACUGGGAUUAUCUAGCGAUCUGUUAUUAACCAGUGCAUCAACUGUGGAUGAACCUUCAGGGUCCUUGGUGUAUAACAGUAGCGCCAGCUCCGCCUCGUAUCUACAGCAAGAGAAGCCAAACCCGCGUGUCGUGAGAUACUGGAUGAGAGAAGGAGCGAGGCUGUCUUGCAAUGACCACAAAAUACAUGGAGUGAGAGCUGGUAUCAAGUACGAAGAGGAUAGUUUCCAGCUGAUUAAAGUCAGUGAUACCCAGUAUCUCCCGGUUUACUGCGAUAUGACAACAGCUAAAGGAGCUUUCACUCUUAUUGUAACGAGUGCUCACAACAAUUGGACCCGGGAACAGGUCCCUCGCAGAAAUGAACUACAUCCAGGGUUGAACCGAGACUACUCAAUUUUAGACUUAGCAGAUGGUAUUAAAGACCUCAGUAGUAAUGGAACAUUCCAGUACAUGUUGGACGCUAAUACUCGGCGUCAUUGGGGAGGGAUUUUUCAAGCUCCUACUUCCUACAGCUUCAUGGCCUCGGAUAAUAUACAAACCAAGGUCAAUUUAACGAGGAAAUUUGACGAUUGGAAGUUUUCUUGGUGGAAUUCGUUAAACAAGAGAAUGCCGUGGUUUGACGCCAAAGGAACUGAGAACAAGGCUCUGCUGACCACAUCCAGUAGCACGACCUAUUACCCUUCGGGUUCGAUCAUUUGGGGGGGCCUGGACCGGUAUCCGUCCGAUUGGAUUUCGGCUAAGGGGAUGCGAAAUCCUGGGGUGAUCUGGUACUGGUUAAACGAGGACGACUGUGACAAGGAUAGAAAACCAGUUGAUGGCGGAUUAACUGAGUGGGAAAAAUGGAAGAGAUGCGACAAGUUGUGUCAAAAGCAAAGAAGGUUCAGAACAUGCACAAACCCCAGUCCGCAAUGUGGAGGAAAGCGAUGUGAUCCUCGUAUCGCUACCAAGGAGGAAAGGAAAUGCAUGCAUUGUCCUGAAAGUGGAAUUCGAAUGUACUAUAAUUACUGUGUGGCCCCAAAUAAAGGAGGCUGUUCUCCUCCUGAUGGCGCUUACCUCAUUGCAACCAAAAAAGAAGGCACUUCAUGUAAUGCGAUUGAUCAGAUUUUCAUUCUGGACGAGGACGGAGUUAUCCAUCACAAGUGCAGCAAGAAAGUCGUCUGUCCUGAGGGCAAUAACCCUACUUAUGGCAGAAAACUUAUGUUGAAGGACAAAUGUGAUCUGGACAUUUCCAAGCACGAGAGGGUGUCGCCCAAUAAUGCAAUGAAGAAUUUGAAAAACAACUUUUGCAUUCAUCCCAAAGGUGGUUGGCCAAAGGAAGGUGUCUACCUCGUUUACUACAAGGGAUGUGGUGGCGAUCGGUUGAGGUUCAACUUCUUUGAUCUCGAUUCUUCAAUCGCUUGAUGCUGGGAGAAAGACAGCAAAACGCCUCCGCUUGGUGAUGGGAUUAGUUGAUAAAAAAAACAUCGAAGGCGAAACAAAUAAAAUACUG
Molecule: messenger RNA, 5744 nt
Organism: Pocillopora verrucosa
Lineage: Eukaryota; Metazoa; Cnidaria; Anthozoa; Scleractinia; Pocilloporidae
Source: RefSeq, a predicted model, not a curated record